AAGGGAAAAAAACAAAAGAAUGAAAUGAAAAAAAGAGAGAAAAAUCAGCAAGGCAUAGCUUCUCCUAUCUCUGUGUACUAAUACAAUCCCUUUUCAUUUCCCUCCACAGAUCUCCAAAUUCCCACUCACCAAACCCUAAAUUUCUCUCUCUACAACUGUCUGUUCAUUUCUGUGUUUAUCUAUUAUGACUAUUAUGACUCUUUGAUCCAAUUUCAUCCGAUGAUUCUAGAGUCUUCAUGAAUAUCUGCAACUUCAUGGAGUCUUCAUGAAUAUCUGCAACUUCAUGGACCCAAGGUACCACCACCGUCACCACCGUCGACAUCCAUCGUACGAUGCCUGACCUACGGAGCCGAGCACGAAGAAAUCGGGAACCCGUGAAACCUACUCCGAAUCAGAAUCCGAUUAAGCUCACUGUACAGACUCGACGGAGAAAAACUGCUGAGAACAAGGGAAAAAAUAACGCGAUCGCUGUUGAAGAUAAGAAUAAUAUUGUGAACCUUGAAACGACACCGUUAGAGGCGCAUCCUAGGGCUUUUAGAGAGGAGGUUGCAGAGAAGACAAUGGAUGAGUACGAUAGCGGCGGCCGCAGCGGUGACAAAGGUCCAGGGGCUGAGGACGAAGGAAGCACGGCUCCGCUUCCUGAGAAGGUUCAAGUUGGAGGCUCCCCAGCCUACAGAAUAGAAAGAAAACUGGGUAAAGGAGGUUUCGGACAAGUAUAUGUUGGUCGACGCAUUAGUCCCUCUGCUUCAAAUGAAAGAAGUGGCCCUGGAGCUGUUGAGGUAGCUCUGAAAUUUGAACAUAGAAGUAGCAAAGGAUGCAAUUAUGGACCACCCUAUGAGUGGCAAGUUUACAAUGCUCUUGGAGGUAGUCAUGGUGUCCCGCAAGUUCAUUACAAAGGCCGGCAAGGUGACUACUAUGUCAUGGUCAUGGAUAUGCUUGGACCUAGUUUAUGGGAUGUUUGGAAUAACAAUUCACACACGAUGUCCAUUGAAAUGGUUGCAUGCAUUGCCAUUGAAUCAAUCUCUAUACUAGAGAAGAUUCAUUCUAGAGGAUAUGUGCAUGGGGAUGUAAAACCAGAGAACUUUUUGCUUGGUCCUCCAGGAACCCCUGAGGAGAAAAAGCUUUUUCUUAUUGACCUUGGACUAGCAACCAGGUGGCGAGACAGUUCAACUGGCCUGCAUGUUGAAUAUGAUCAACGUCCUGAUGUUUUUAGGGGAACAGUGCGGUAUGCUAGUGUUCAUGCUCAUCUUGGUAGAACUGGUAGUAGGAGAGAUGACUUAGAGUCUCUUGCUUACACACUCAUUUUUCUUCUCCGUGGUCGGUUACCUUGGCAGGGAUAUCAGGGGGAAAAUAAAGGGUUCCUAGUUUGCAAGAAGAAGAUGGCAACGUCCCCAGAAACUUUGUGUUGUUUCUGCCCUCAGCCUUUUCGUCAGUUUGUUGAGUACGUGGUAAAUCUGAAAUUUGACGAGGAACCCAAUUACGCUAAAUAUAUCUCCCUUUUUGAUGGGAUUGUUGGUCCAAAUCCAGAUAUUAGGCCAAUAAACACUGAUGGUGCCCAGAAGCUUAUUUAUCAGGUUGGACAUAAGCGAGGACGAUUGACAAUGGAAGAGGAAGAAGAUGAACAACCAAAGAAGAAGGUACGGAUGGGAAUGCCUGCAACACAAUGGAUCAGUGUUUACAAUGCUCGUCGUCCAAUGAAGCAGAGAUAUCACUAUAAUGUAGCUGAUAUGAGGCUUUCACAACAUAUAGAGAAAGGAAAUGAGGAUGGGUUAUUUAUCAGCAGUGUGGCUUCUUGCUCAAACUUAUGGGCUUUGAUUAUGGAUGCUGGCACUGGCUUCACUGCUCAAGUUUAUGAGCUUUCCCCUUACUUCCUCCACAAGGAAUGGAUUAUGGAACAGUGGGAGAAGAAUUACUACAUCAGUGCAAUAGCAGGAGCUAAUAAUGGAAGUUCAUUAGUUGUGAUGUCUAAGGGGACCCAGUAUUUACAGCAGUCCUAUAAAGUCAGUGAUUCAUUCCCUUUCAAGUGGAUUAAUAAGAAAUGGAGAGAGGGUUUUUAUGUCACUGCCAUGGCCACUGCUGGAAGUAGAUGGGCAAUUGUUAUGUCUCGUGGGGCUGGAUUUUCUGAUCAGGUUGUGGAGCUAGAUUUUCUAUAUCCUAGUGAAGGAAUUCAUAGGAGGUGGGAUAGCGGUUACCGCAUUACUUCAACUGCCGCAACUUGGGACCAGGCUGCUUUUGUUCUCAGUGUGCCCCGAAGAAAACCAGCAGAUGAAACUCAAGAGACUCUUCGAACUUCUGCUUUUCCCAGUACACAUGUCAAGGAGAAAUGGGCAAAGAAUCUUUAUAUUGCAUCUGUAUGCUAUGGUCGAACUGUCUCAUGAACAACUGAAGCUAUGUUGGGAUGCCAUUGAUGUUAUCCUGAUUUUGCGCCUUCAUACUACCUAGAAGACAGUUCUCACUAUGGAUGACCUUUAUUUGAGAAGCAAGCAUCCACUUAAGCGAAAAUGAUGCAUCACAGCAUUUGGCAGUCUAUGUAUGCAAAAAUUCUUCUUUAUCGUCGCCAACACUUAGCACCUAUUACAAAUACCUAUGCACUGUUUUUCAAUUGCUUUGAAAUGUUUAUGAGCCAAUGUUAGAUCUCAUGCCCAUUAGGAUGGGUCGAUUUACCCAUUGCAAAAAAGAAGAAAAAAAAAUUGUAUAGUUGUGAACAUUGGUUGCUUGCUUCAAGGUGUGUGCACAGGUCCUGUUUUCAUUAUUAACAGUAUAAUGAUUUUGGGCUCUAGGCAUUCUCAGUCAGCGAGUCUGUACUUAUUCCUUCUUGUUUUUGGACUUAAGGAUCCUCUGAUCUUUCACUCAAGAACUCAUGGGAUGUCUGAAUUUGACCUAAAGACUGAAGAUGUACUUAUUUUGUAUACUUCAGAGUAACACUUUGUAAUUUUUUUUUAUUAUAUUAAUAUUUUAUGCUAUAACCUUAUAUUA
This is a messenger RNA of Hevea brasiliensis (rubber tree), 2976 nucleotides long. RefSeq names its product casein kinase 1-like protein HD16. The coding region runs from base 333 to 2378 and encodes 681 amino acids. Gene Ontology annotation, cellular component: cytoplasm; nucleus. Gene Ontology annotation, biological process: endocytosis; peptidyl-serine phosphorylation; signal transduction. The transcript has 16 exons. Gene Ontology annotation, molecular function: ATP binding; protein serine/threonine kinase activity. NCBI's taxonomy places the organism in Eukaryota, Viridiplantae, Streptophyta, Magnoliopsida, Malpighiales, Euphorbiaceae. The record is from RefSeq and is a predicted model, not a curated record.